AUUUGCCUACUGGCUGGGAAGAAGCAUAUACUUUUGAAGGUGCAAGAUACUAUAUAAACCAUAAUGAAAGGAAAGUGACCUGCAAACACCCAGUCACAGGACAGCCAUCGCAGGACAACUGUAUUUUUGUGGUGAAUGAACAGACUGUUGCAACAAUGACAUCUGAAGAAAAGAAGGAACGACCUAUAAGUAUGAUAAAUGAAGCUUCUAACCAUAAUAUGUCUUCAGAUUAUGCAGUACAUCCAAUGAGCCCUGUAGGACGAACUUCACGAUCUUCAAAAAAAGUGCAUAAUUUUGGAAAGAGGUCAAAUUCAAUUAAAAGAAAUCCUAAUGCACCUGUGGUCAGACGCGGUUGGCUUUAUAAACAGGACAGCACUGGCAUGAAACUGUGGAAGAAACGCUGGUUCGUGCUUUCUGACCUUUGCCUCUUCUAUUAUAGAGAUGAGAAGGAAGAGGGCAUCCUGGGGAGCAUUCUCUUGCCCAGCUUUCAGAUCGCGCUGCUCACCUCCGAGGACCAUAUUAAUCGCAAGUAUGCUUUCAAGGCAGCCCAUCCAAACAUGCGGACCUAUUAUUUCUGCACUGAUACAGGAAAGGAAAUGGAGUUGUGGAUGAAAGCCAUGUUAGAUGCUGCCCUCGUACAGACGGAGCCUGUGAGAAGAGUGGACAAGAUAACAUCUGAAAGUGCAUCAACUAAAGAAACAAAUAACAUUCCCAACCAUAGAGUGCUAAUUAAACCAGAGGCCCAAAACAACCAAAAAAACAAGGAAAUAAGCAAACUUGAAGAAAAAAAGGCAUUAGAAGCUGAAAAAUACGGAUUUCAAAAGGAUGGUCACGAUAGACCUUUAACAAAAAUUAAUAGUGUCAAGUUGAAUUCUGUGCCCUCCGAAUAUGACGGUGGGUCGACGUGCCCAGCUCAGGUUGCACCCUACCGACCAGUCACCGUGAACAGUGCAGAGCACAGAACAGUCAACGUGAGCAUGGCAGACCUGCGAGGUGGAAAUCACCCCAACACAGGGCCCUCACACCCGGAGGCUGACCGAGUCAUACAGAGGACGAAUUCCAUGCAGCAGUUGGAACAGUGGAUUAAAAUCCAGAAGGGGAGAAGUCGUGACGAAGAAACUAGAGGAGUGAUUUCUUACCAAACAUUGCCGAGAAAUAUGCCGAGCCACCGAGCCCAGGUGGUGGCCCGCUACCCAGAAGGCUACAGGACCCUCCCCCGGAACAGCAAGACCAGGCCCGAAAGCAUCUGCGGGGCGGCGCCUCCCAGCCGGGACCAGAUCGGGGCACCUGCGGCCGAGGAGAAGCGGAGGUCCAUGCGGGACGACACCAUGUGGCAGCUCUACGAGUGGCAGCAGCGGCAGUUUUACCACAAGCAGAGCACCCUCCCGCGACACAGCUCGCUGAGCAGUCCUAAGACCAUGGGUAACCUCUCCGACCAGAUGCACUCCAUCCCCGCGUCGCCCUCACAUGGCUCCAUCGCCGCCUACCAGGGCUACUCCCCGCAGCGGACGUACAGAGCCGACGUGACGUCUCCCACUCAGAGAGGGGACGUGACCAUAGACCGCAGGCACCGGGCUCCCCACCCCAAGCAUGUCCGUGUGCCUGACAGAAGGUCCGUGCCAGCCGGCCUGACUUUACAGUCUGUUAGUCCCCAGAGCCUCCAAGGCAAAACGCCAGAGGAGCUUACGCUGCUGCUAAUAAAGCUGAGACGGCAGCAAGCUGAACUGAGUAGUAUCCGGGAGCAUACGUUAGCACAGCUCAUGCAGAUCAAACUUGAGGCCCACAGCCCGAAGAAUGAAAUGCUUUCCCAUCAUCUUCAAAGGAACACCAUAUAUUUGGAUCACCAGAUGAAAGAAAAUGAACCUAUUAUCACCAUGGUUCACACAAUGAUUGAGAACUCGGCGCUAAGACCACAACUGUACCAGCAACUGUCACAAGAUGAAUGCAGAGGUACAUUAUACAAAUACAGACCUGAAGACGUAGAUAUCGAUGCCAAAUUAAGCCGAUUAUGUGAACAAGAUAAAGUGGUACACGCGCUGGAAGAAAAACUUCAGCAGCUGCACAAGGAGAAAUACACGCUGGAGCAGGCCCUGCUCUCGGCCAGCCAGGAGAUCGAGAUGCACACGGCCGACCCCGCAGCCAUCCAGACGGUGGUGCUGCAGCGGGACGACCUGCAGAACGGGCUGCUCAGCACCUGCCGGGAGCUCUCGCGGGCCACUGCCGAGCUGGAGCGCGCGUGGCGAGGCUGCGACAAGCUGGAGCACGACGUGACGGUCGUCAGGGCCCAGGUGCAGGAGCGGCUGGAGCGCCUCGGCGAGGUCCAGAGCGAGUCGGCGGGCAUCGAGCGUGCGCAGCUGCAGAAGGAGCUCUGGCGCAUCCAGGAUGUGGUCGAGGGGCUCAGCAAGCACAAGCAGCUGCGAGGCAUGGCCGAGCCAGGAGCAGCAGGAGCAAAACCUUUCCCAACAGUUAAGUACAAAAAUGAGGAAGAGGAAGUAGCCCCACCUCGUCCUCCACUUCCUCGGUCCUAUGACUUUACAGAGCAGCCUCCCAUAGUCCCCCCUCUGCCCAGUGACAGCAGCUCCUUGCUCUGUUAUAGCAGGGGCCCUGUGCAUCUGCCGGAAGACAAGAAGCCUCACCAAGUGCAAGGGCACCCACGAAAUGGAUCUCACUGUGGUCCAGAUUAUAGACUCUACAAGAGUGAGCCCGAGUUAACAACUGUGGCAGAAGUUGAUGAGUCGAAUGGGGAAGAAAAAUCAGAACCUGUGUCGGAGAUGGAAAGUCCAGCUGUUAAAGGCUCCCACUUCCCUAUUGGCAUCGUCCCUCCCAGAACAAAGUCACCAACACCUGAGUCCUCAACAAUAGCCUCAUACGUGACCUUGAGGAAGACUAAGAAGAUGCUGGACCUCAGAACGGAGAGGCCGCGCAGUGCUGCGCAGAGUUUGGGGACUGAUGGGUGUUGCCUGCGGGAGCGGAAGCGCGCACUCACCGUGCCAGGCCCAGGGCCCAGUGCUGCGGACCAGGGGCCCUUGCAGAACCCCUCGAGCACCAGGGAGAACCCGGCCAGGGCCCCACAGGCCCGGAGGGACAAUAACGUGAAGGAGCUGGACGCUGUUGGUAGAGAAAAUGACAUAAAGCCAAGCUGUGACACUCCCGCUGCAGAAAUCGUCCGACUAAGAGAAGCUGAGCCCCAAAAUAUGGAUUAUAGCCAAGAGUUUAAAAGAACUGAAAGUGUUUUUUAUGAGACGAUUUCCACACCUGAGCCAAAUGGAGUAUAUUCUGAAGAAGUGACGGAAAAAGAAAGUAUCAACGAAAAGAUACCUGAGGAUGUAACAUACAGCCCUGAAGGUGAGAUGCAGACUCCAAAUCAUAAACCGGAAGGCCGUCAUGAGGAAUACGUGAAGGACAGCAUUCACGAAGAGGAAGAAAGGGUUACUUCUCAGUCGUCGACUCCUGAGAUUUCCAGAGAAAACCAAACCCCGGCAGGGAAAAGUCUGCCCCCACCUCUGGAGCCGGAGCCCGGGCCUGCGCCGUCGCUCCCGCCUGCCCAGCCAUCGCUCCCGCCUGCCCAGCCACCGCUCCCGGAAGGCUCGCACUUCAUGUGUGUGUAGCUCCAACUCCCCUCCCUUCUGUUGAAUCCACUCACGGACCUUCAGCAGUGUAAGAAGAUGUUGUACAGUAUAUUUUAAAUCUAUGAAAUUCAUAGUUCUGAUGCUUUUGACCCCGGAGCAUCGUUGUAUCACGUCUGGAAAAUGUUCAUUCCAGAACAGCUUCAAGGCCCACGCACACGCCGUCGCCGUCAGCGUCCCUCGCCAGCUCACCGCCCGCCGCCUUGGUCCAAGCACAGGAGCAGCGCUGCUCACCGUGCAGUCGCGCUGGGGCUUUCUCAGCUGCUGGUCUCCAGAUCUGAGCUUUCUUAAGUCUAGGUGAAUUUAUAUUUCUUUUUGCUUUUCGGUACAUAAAAGUUAGCUAUUAUUUUCAAUGAUGCUUGUCUUUUGUUUGUUUGUUUUCCUUCUCCCCAUUUUGGCUACUGCAAUGCUUUAUUUCACUCUUGAUUUGUAAAAAUUUUAUAUAUAUAUAUUUAAAAUGUGCCAUUUUCGUACUGCUAAGUGAAGUACGUCCUGUUUUCCGCUUUCUUUCUCAGAUUGCAAUGUCAGCAGUAACUGCCACUUGUCAGUUUAAACACAAAUGUUAUUGCUUACCUUUUCUUAAAAAAAAAACAAAAGUAGGUAUCUUGAAGUACUGGACUUAUACUUCAUUGGAAUAGGUAUGUACAGCAAUAAGCAGGUUUUCAAAUCCAGUACUUAGUUUGUGUACAAAUGUAAUUAUGUUCAUUGUGUAUAUAUUAUACAAUGAGCACAUGUAAUGUAUUAAAGGCUACUUACUAUUGUUUAAAUGCAAAUGUUCAUAUCUCAUUUCUUUUUUAUCAUGUUAAAUAAAUGUUGAUGUUCUUAGAUCA
Messenger RNA from Fukomys damarensis (Damara mole-rat), 4456 nucleotides. It is a transcript of the gene Plekha5, whose product is annotated as pleckstrin homology domain containing A5. Lineage: Eukaryota; Metazoa; Chordata; Mammalia; Rodentia; Bathyergidae. The record is from RefSeq and is a predicted model, not a curated record. Gene Ontology annotation, molecular function: phosphatidylinositol-5-phosphate binding; phosphatidylinositol-4-phosphate binding; phosphatidylinositol-3-phosphate binding. Bases 156 to 3608 code for a protein of 1150 amino acids. Gene Ontology annotation, cellular component: cytosol. The transcript has 29 exons.